AAUUGCACAGGGUCUUUAAAGGUCUUGCGGAAGAACUGGUGGAUCUGGGAAAAAAAAGAUUUGUUGCAUUUUCCUCACUUUUUCCUUUGUGUGUCAUGCACAUUUUUCUCUUUUUUCUGUAGAAGAUUAUAAAGCACUACAAUCCAAAAUACAAAGAUGAGUGGUCCUUUGAUGCACUUCAGAAAUUCUUUGAGGUUAUCGAAGGUGAUGAGGGGAAAAGCCUCCCUCGCACGCUCAAAAGAAUGGCAGGGCUGGCACUUGAGCUGCCUGAGGUUUGCCCAAAGGGCAUUCCCCUGCUCCGGACAGGAAAGAGCCAUUCCAUCACUCUAUCCCAGAAGCAGAUUGCCUGCCUACUGGCCAAUGCUUUCUUCUGUACCUUCCCCUACCGAAACGCCACCAACCCCCAAGCCGAGUACGCCGAGUACCCCAGCAUCAACUUCCACAGCUUGUUCGGUAGAUGGUCAGAGCGGAAGAUGCAGAAGUUCAGGGCCAUUUUUCAUUACUUCCGGGUGGUGACAGGUGCAGAAAAAAAGGAAUGGAAGGUGCCUGAAGGCCUGGUAACCUUCAGCAGGGAGUACAUUUCAGAGUCGAGCAUACCAUCCUGGAAAAGGUGCUCAGAACAUCUGACUAUUGUCACAAUCUCCUCAGAGGGAACCAUUGAGGGGGAUGGGCAGGACAUGCUCCAGGUGGACUUUGCUUGUAGCCUGGUGGGUGGAGGGGUCCUGGCAUCCGGCCUGGUCCAAGAGGAGAUCCUCUUCCUGGUCCACCCUGAGCUGAUUGUGUCCAGGCUGUUCACAGAGAAACUAGGAGACACAGAAUGCCUCAGGAUCACAGGCGCCCAGCAGUACAGUGAAUAUUAUGGCUUCAAGGAUGAUUUUAUGUGGUUAGACCAUCAUGAGGACAAGACUGAAAGAGAUGAAUGGCUUCGGCGGAAAAGACAGAUUGUCGCCAUUGAUGCGCUGGACUUCAAAAACCCGAAAGACCAGUUCCAUAUGAAGAAGGUUGACCGAGAGCUCAAUAAGGCCUAUUGUGGGUUCACGGGAGACAGGGAAACACAUUUCUACUACCCUGCCAUCGCCACGGGCAACUGGGGCUGUGAGGUCUUCGGCGGAGACGUGCAACUCAAAGCUCUUAUCCAGAUGAUGGCUGCCGCUCUUGCUCAAAGGAAGAUGGCCUACUUCACGUUCGGUGACAAAGAGCUGGUACAGGAGCUCUGGCAGAUGCACCAUUUCCUGACCCUACGCAAGGUCACUGUGGGUCGCCUGUACAGGACGCUGGAUCAUUUCUGCCAUGCCUUAAACACAGGUAACCAGAGGGCCUCCGACCUGUACAACUAUAUCAGGACACCACCAGCUUGAUUUAAACUUGCUAAACCAGGUUCAUACAGCACCUCCCUGGAAACACUAACUAUGGAAAUCUGGGAUCUUUAAGAAUGAGCUUUUGCUUCUAUAUCCUGUCUAAUCGACUGUUUUAGUCUAAUCAACUAAGUUCCUUUGGACAAAAGUGUCAGCCAAAAUGACAUGACAUGUAAUGUAAUGUAAUGUUUCUGAAACCAGUGUUAAAUCUCUCAUAUAUCCCAAACCACUGUAUAAAGGCAUGGAUCUGAUGUACCAUUCACUGUUAAUUGCAUUUUGUUAAAUCAAAAUAAAAUCUACUUUUACCAA
Messenger RNA from Conger conger (European conger), 1664 nucleotides. RefSeq names its product poly(ADP-ribose) glycohydrolase-like. Gene Ontology annotation, cellular component: nucleus; cytoplasm. The coding region runs from base 243 to 1358 and encodes 371 amino acids. The record is from RefSeq and is a predicted model, not a curated record. Gene Ontology annotation, molecular function: poly(ADP-ribose) glycohydrolase activity. The transcript is spliced from 12 exons. Lineage: Eukaryota; Metazoa; Chordata; Actinopteri; Anguilliformes; Congridae. Gene Ontology annotation, biological process: nucleotide-sugar metabolic process; regulation of DNA repair; ATP generation from poly-ADP-D-ribose.